Messenger RNA from Trypanosoma theileri, 804 nucleotides. RefSeq lists its product as uncharacterized. Gene Ontology annotation, cellular component: endoplasmic reticulum; endoplasmic reticulum membrane. The transcript has a single exon. The record is from RefSeq and is a predicted model, not a curated record. Lineage: Eukaryota; Euglenozoa; Kinetoplastea; Trypanosomatida; Trypanosomatidae. Bases 1 to 804 code for a protein of 267 amino acids.
AUGCGGUCCUCACGCCAGACAUCGUGGCUCUUAUUCCUCGCCCUCCUGCUCGUAUUGUGUGCGUGGCUGCCCGGCACCACUCACGCGGCGGAGGAGGCGGAGACGAAUCCCCCCGCCGAGAACGACGGCGAUGAUGUUUACGGCGGCGACGAGUCCGACGACGGGGCGGUGAUGGCGCGGGCGAUAUUUCCCAACAGCGCGGGCGUUGUCAACCCGACGCUCCCCGCCGGCACCCCCACCGACGCCCUUCUCGCCUACCGCCACCAGCAGGCCGGCCACCGCCACACCGUCGUCCUCAUCGCCGGCUAUCUCUCCCCACACAACGCCUACGGGGAUGUUAUUCAGAACUUCUCGAUUGUGCGCCACGCACGCCCGGUGGACCCAGCAGAGACAGUGAGUUUUCAAUAUAGGUUCACCCCAGAUGCCAUGUUGGAGCCGAAUGACUACAACCUCGUUCUCGGACUUUACUGCCACGACAAUAUCACAAACAACACCUUCUUCGUCACCGCCUUCAACGGCACGGUGUCGGUUGAUGAGUCCCUCACCACAGACCCCAAAACAAUCCUCACAUACAUCACUCUACUUGCACUAUUCGGUGGAGUAGCUUACUUUGUGGCGUCAAAGCUCGGUCUUGUGGCGGUACUCAAGGGAAUGCGUAAUGGCGGCAGCAAAGGUCGUCGGCGUGUGGAAGUGGGUACAAACGGAGAGGGAUACGAUCCAGAUUACAUCGCCAGGGAACACCAAGUGUACAGAGAGACGGUGUUGCAACGCAAUGCCUCAUCCUCUCCAAAGAAAAAGAAUUAG